Messenger RNA from Rhodotorula graminis WP1, 2299 nucleotides. RefSeq lists its product as uncharacterized. The transcript is spliced from 8 exons. Gene Ontology annotation, molecular function: FAD binding; fatty acid binding; acyl-CoA oxidase activity. Gene Ontology annotation, cellular component: peroxisome. Gene Ontology annotation, biological process: lipid homeostasis; fatty acid beta-oxidation using acyl-CoA oxidase. Lineage: Eukaryota; Fungi; Basidiomycota; Microbotryomycetes; Sporidiobolales; Sporidiobolaceae. The record is from RefSeq and is a predicted model, not a curated record. Bases 34 to 2136 code for a protein of 700 amino acids.
CCCACCCUACCUCUCUACCAGCUCCCGCCAGCCAUGUCGUCCUCGGAUCACCUCCCCGUCCAGAUUCCCGACGGCUUCGCUCCCCUCGGCACGUCGGGCACCCGCCUGCUCGAGAUCGAGCGCGCAAAGGCGUCCUUCUCGCCCGCCGAGUUGCGCGAGUACAUCUACGGCAACGAGUACCUCGAGCGCCAGAGCCGCAUCCUGCCCAUUGUCGAGAACGAGCCGGCAUUCGACAAGUCCCAGAUCCACUACAUGAGCCGCGGCGACAAGUACCGCCACGGCCUCCGCAAGGACAAGCGCAUGGUGCAGCUCACCCGCGAGCACGGCUGGAGCGCCGAGGACGUCAAGGUGGCCGAGGAGCUCGUCGACAUGCCCGCCGCGUUCGGCCUGCACAACUCGAUGUUCCUCAAGACGUUGCGGUCCCAGUCCAACGACGAGCAGCAGGAGCUCUUCACCAAGCCCGCCGAGAACUUUGAAAUCAUCGGCUGCUACGCCCAGACCGAGCUCGGACACGGCUCGAACGUCCAGGGCCUCGAGACGACGGCGACGUACCGCCCCGAGACCAAGUCGUUCAUCAUCAACACGCCCGGCAUGUCGUCGAUGAAAUGGUGGAUCGGCGGCCUCGGUCGCACUGCCGACCACGCUGUCGUCAUGGCGCAGCUGUACACGCCCGACGGCAAGGACGGCAAGCUCGUCAAGCGCGGCCCGUUCCCGUUCGUCGUCCCUCUCCGGGACCGCAAGACGCGCGAGCUCCUGCCCGGCCGCACCGUCAUGGACAUUGGCCCCAAGGCCGGCUACCCGAUGACCGACAACGGCACCGCCAUCUUCAACAACGUCGAGAUCCCGCACAUCAACUUCCUCGCCAAGUUCGCCAACGUCGACCCCGAGAGCGGCCGCUUCACGGCGCCCAAGCACGACAAGGUGGCGUACGGCACUAUGACCUUUAUCCGCGCCAACAUUGUCCAGCAGGCCCGCAUGAUCCUCGCACGGUCGGCGACCGUCGCGAUCCGGUACUGCGCCGUCCGCCGCCAGUUUGCCGACCGCGACGCGCCCCAGACCGACGACGGCCGCAAGCCGUCCGAGAGCCAGGUCCUCAACUACCUCCUCGUCCAGGCCCGCAUCUUCCCGCCGCUCGUCCAGGCGUUCGCGCUCCACUACACGGGCCGCGCCAUGAUGACGGCGUACAACGCGAGCCAGGCGGCGCUCGAGGAGGGCGACUUUUCGCUCCUCGCCGACGUGCACGCCUCGUCGUCGGGCCUCAAGUCGCUGUCGACGAUCAUGGCGUCGAACGCGAUCGAGGAGUGCCGCCGGGCGUGCGGCGGCCACGGCUACUCGCUGUCGGGCGGGCUCGCGUCGCUGUACGCCGACUACCUGCCGCAGGUCACCUGGGAGGGCGACUCGUACAUGAUCUCGCAGCAGACGGGCCGAUACCUGUUCAAAACGAUGCGCUCGGUGCUCGCCGACCGCAACUCGCCGGCCAACAAGGCCAACGACACGGCGCAGUACAUCACGCGCUACGUCGACAACCCGAACGCCAAGGCGCCGUUCAAGUACGCCGGCGACCUGUCGGACCCGCAGAUCUUUGUCGACGCGUUCGCGCACCGGGCGGCGUACCUCACGGCGACGGCGCUCCGCAAGCGCGACAUCGAGAAGCGCACCUGGAACGACCUCCUCAUCGACAUCUUCCGCAUGUCGACGGCGCACUCGCAGUUCAUCCUCGUCAACAACUUUGCGCAGGCGAUCAUGCACGACGAGGAGCUGGCGAGCAAGCCGGCCGUGCACCGCAUCAUGACGACCUGCUUCGAGCUGUUCGCCUGCUACACGAUGGACACCGAGGCGUCCGAGUUCCUGUCGUCGGGCUACCUGCAGCCCAAGCAGCACGAGCUGCUGCGCUCGCGCACGCACGCGCUCCUCGCCGAGCUGCGCCCGCAGGCGGUCCCGCUCGUCGACGCGUGGGGCUGCCCGGACUACCUCCUCAACAGCGCGCUCGGGCGCGCCGACGGCAACGUGUACCCGGCCCUGGUCCGAUUCGCGCAGGGCGAGCCGCUCAACGAGACGCGGUUCAACGUCGCCAUCGACGAGGACGAGCUCGAGGUCGGCAAGGAGCAGGGCGUGCGCGCGUGGACCAAGCUCUAGACGGGCGUGCGCGACGACGACGUCGACAGCAGAGGGCCGGCGCAGCCCCAAGUUUUUUUGCCUUUCCUCCUCCCCCUCCUCGAGCUCUCGAGUUUUCUGCAGUACCCCCCUUUUCCAUCGCCGUGCACCCCUCAUUGUAUUCGCAACCACGUGUUCCCACUCC